AUGCCAAGACCGCUCCAGCACCGACCUGUCUCUUCUUCCUCAUCAUCAAGCAAGACAUCGCAGUCCAGCAAUGGAAGCGGCAACGUCAAAGGCCUCGUUGCAGGCUUGGUCGGUUUGGCGCUUCUCGCAUCAGCCGUCCCUACACGUAGCGUGUACAACGAUCAAGUACGUUCGCCUCCUCGCAAAGUCAGCCCUGCGGCGGCCUCGGAUCCAGCCGACAAGCUCAUCUCGAUGGACACGGUGGCCAGCUACAACAAGCUUCCAUCCGAAGGCGGCAACGGUCUGUGGGUGGUCAUCAAAGGCGAAGUGUACGAUGUCACCGAUUUCGUCGACAGUCACCCCGGUGGACGCAACAUCAUCCUCAAGAACGCCGGAAAGGACGUCACCGAGCUGUAUGAACCGAUUCACCCUCCUACAGCGAUAGAGGAAAACCUCGAUGCUUCCAAGCACAUCGGCCAAGUGAAUCCCAGCACAGUUCAAAUCAAGCAGGCGGGUGAAGAGUCGGAGAAGGAUCGCAAACGCAGGCUGGCACGCGAGAAUCUGCCUUCGCUCGGAAGCGUUUUGAAUCUGGACGAUUUCGAAAGGAUCGCCGAGAGCAUCCUGUCGGAUCAGGCGUGGGCGUACUACUCUUCAGCCGCGGAUGACGAGAUCACGUAUGCGCAGAACAGAGCUGCUUUCAACCGCAUUGUCUUCCGUCCCCGCAUCCUGCGUGCAAUCGGUCAAGUGGACAGCUCCAGAAAGCUCAUCGACUCUAAAGGAAAAGGCUUCCUCUGCUCCCUCCCCAUCUACGUCUCUCCUGCCGCCAUGGCUAAGCUCGGACACCCCGACGGAGAACUCAACCUCACUCGCGGAGCAGGCGAAGCCGACAUCAUCCAGGGAAUCUCCGCCAACGCAUCCGUCGGACUCGACGAGAUGCUCGAUGCACGCAAAACCGGUCAACCCAUCAUCUACCAGCUCUACGUCAACAAAGACCGCGCUGCCUCCGAGCGUAUCCUCAAGAAGAUUGAAUCGCGUGGUGUGUCGGCCGUGAUGCUCACCGUCGAUGCGCCUGUGAUGGGCAAACGGGAGCGGGAUAUGCGUACCAAGGGCGAGGAAGUCCAGCUCGGCAACGACCACGGCAAGGACGUCAAAGCCAAGGGUGGUGGAGUCGCACAGGCCAUCUCCGGCUACAUCGAUCCCAACCUCACCUGGGACGACAUUGCGUGGUUCCGAAAGACGUGCAAACUCCCACUCUACCUCAAAGGCGUCCAGACGGUCGAAGACGUCGAGCUAGCCGUCAAACACGGUGUUGAAGGUGUCGUGCUGUCCAACCACGGUGGUAGAAGUCUCGAGUACUCGCCUGCAGCUUUGGAUGUGCUGGUGGAGCUGCGCCAGAGGAGACCGGAGCUGUUUGACAAGAUCGAGGUGUUCAUGGACGGAGGCGUGAGGAGGGGUACGGACGUGCUCAAGGCGGUAGCGUUGGGUGCCAAGGCGGUGGGGUUGGGAAGGCCGUUCUUGUAUGCUCAGUCUGGGUAUGGGGAGGCGGGUGUGACGAGGGCAAUCCAGAUCUUGCAGGAUGAGAUCCAUCGAGGGAUGCAGCUGCUGGGCGUCACUUCGCUCGAUCAGUUGACGCCGGAGAUGAUUGAUAUUCUGCCUAGACAGUUCUUCCCCAUUCACCAGCAGAGGGCGGAGCAGCGAGACACGGCUUGA
Pseudozyma hubeiensis SY62 is the source of this 1689-nucleotide messenger RNA. RefSeq names its product cytochrome b2. The record is from RefSeq and is a predicted model, not a curated record. Gene Ontology annotation, biological process: lactate metabolic process. The transcript has a single exon. Gene Ontology annotation, molecular function: heme binding; L-lactate dehydrogenase (cytochrome) activity. Lineage: Eukaryota; Fungi; Basidiomycota; Ustilaginomycetes; Ustilaginales; Ustilaginaceae. Bases 1 to 1689 code for a protein of 562 amino acids.